Messenger RNA from Neospora caninum, 10350 nucleotides. RefSeq lists its product as hypothetical. The record is from RefSeq and is a predicted model, not a curated record. The transcript is spliced from 5 exons. The coding region runs from base 1 to 10350 and encodes 3449 amino acids. NCBI's taxonomy places the organism in Eukaryota, Apicomplexa, Conoidasida, Eucoccidiorida, Sarcocystidae.
AUGCCGAGGCCUCAGCGUACAGACACCCGUGAACUGGAAAGCCUGACUGAUGCUUUUAUUCUCGACAUUGGCCCCAACUCAGAUCGUUCGCGCAAACGGCUCGAGGUUUUCCGGUAUCUCCGAGGCUUGAUUGUUGAGACCUUCCGAGAGUGGAGAGUUCGACAGUGGGAAGCACAGCGGGACGCGCGCGUCGCCUCCUCCUCUCCUGCCUCUUCCACACACGGACAGCUCCACUCAAACGAAGAAGGCCGGGUCCCAAGGGGAAGUGGAGAAGAGAAAGCUGCAGGGGAAGAGGGAACACGCGAAAGCGAACCCACUCAAGGACAGCCGCGGCAGGAUUCGGCCUCGGCGCCCGGCGAUGCGUGCAGCUGUCCGUGCUGUGUUGGGCACCGCAGAAAAGAUGGGACAGGGGCGGGGAAGAAGACUGCUUACUGUCCGGUAUGUAAACGCCCAAGACGAGAAUCAGACGUAGAGACACACAGGGAGGACAAGGCAGAAGGCAGCGGCGCGUCGGGAUGUGGCGAGGCCUCGAACGACGCGGAGCAGCCGAAGACGAGAGGGGGCGGGGCAGGCGAAACACCAGAGUGGUGUUUGUGUGAGGCGGGGGGAUCUGGAGACGGCGCCGCGUCCUCGCAGAAAAAUGGCGCCGGACCGACGGGCGUGGGCGUCUCCGUUGCUGGGCUCCAGUCUCCAGCGAGCGACCGCGAGGGGCCCUCGAGUGGAGACACUCGGGCGGUGUGUCAGUGUCGGUGUUGUCGAGUUCGAAGAGCGCAAGGGCCAGAAAGAGGCUCUCCAGAUCGGGACAGCAGACGCGCGGGGCGCGAGGAUACAGACGCCUCGGCGCCGCCGGAAGGCUCGACGUUGCGAGAUCGAUGUGCGCAGUCGGCAGCGCCUUCUGGAUGCGCCGCCGACGGAGGCAGCACGGCCGCGGGAACGCGGAUGACGUCGGCUCUGUCGUGGGCCGGUUCGCCUGUCUCCUCGGCGUCGGGUUCCUCGUCUGUGCGGAUUCCGACGCCGCUGGGGAGGGGAGCGUCGGAGUACCGCGCGGAAGAGGACGAGAUCAACAUCACUGUGUAUCGCUACGGCUCCUUCCCUCUGCGCACCUUUCUCCCAGACGGCGAUCUGGACAUUGGGAUCAUCUCGUACAACCGGCGCACCGGCGUGGUGGAGGGCGAGGAGGAGAGCGACGCGCUGCUGGCUGUGCUCUUGGACAAGUUCCAGAGGGAAGACGUGAAGACGCACAAGACCUUUCCGCUGCGGGAGGCUUCGCUCGUCGACGCCGAGGUCCGCAUUCUCAAGUGCAUCGUUAGCGGCAUUGCAGUCGACGUUUCCGUUAACAAAGUUGGCGGCUGCUGUUCCCUGGUCUUCCUCGAGUUGGCCGACCGGCGGAUUGGGCGCCACCAUCUGUUCAAGCGGUCGGUGUUGCUCAUCAAGUCCUGGUUCGCCUACGAGUCGCACCUCCUGGGGAGUCGCUCCGGCCUCCUGGCGACGUACUGCGUGGAGGCUCUCGUGCUCCACCUGUUCCACGUCCUUCCCGCCUCGCUCUUGCCGACGCCUCUCCAUCUGCUCUACCACUUCUUCUCGUACUACUCGUCUUUCCACUGGGACCGCUACGCCGUCACGGCCUGCGGGCCUCUUCCCCUGACUUUCAUCACCCGCGCCUCCUCUGUACCGGACCGACGUGGGGGCUCCGCGCCGCCCCCGCCGUCGCUCUCUUCCCGGCGCAGCUUCGGCCCGCACGCCGCGCCCGACGCGACCGCGGCUCUGCCCCAAGGCCCCGCCGCGCAGCUGUCGCCGUCCGUGCUCGACGGCCUGCUCGACUCAAAGGGUCAGGCCGCGCCGACUCCGCCGCUGUCUCCCUCGUCCCUCUCGACUGCCUCGGCGUCGCGCCCCAAAGCCGAAGAGCCGCAAAUCGGCAAACCGGCUCCGCCGGUCGGCGCCUCCGCGCCCCGCCGGCGCGGCGAGCCCGGACCUGUCUCUGCGCCCGACGGCGGCGCGGGCGCCACGCAGGCCCCAGGCGGCCGCUUCAUGGGCGAACACUGGGUCGGGGUCGAGUACGAGGGGCGCGAGGCGCCGUGGCUGCUCGCGAGGCGCCAAAGAAAAGAGGAAAACGGGGCUUGGUCCGACGGCGACGACGAUCCCCAACUGGAGCGCGCUGCGGUCCUCAUGCUGCUCAUGCAGCAGCAGCGCGGCGGCGUCGGGCCCCACCACGCCCUCACGCUCCCUGGCAGCCACGCAGCGGACAUCGGUUUGCCCUUGGCGCAUGUAGGCCGAGCGGCCGCUUCGGAAGUCGUCUUGCAGGCUCAAGGACCGUCCAUGAAUAUGGCCCGAAUGAUGGAGAGCGUCGAAUUCGUCGAGGAAUGCAGAUACAGGUUCCGGCACUCGUACGGCGCCUACGGGGCUGCGACGGCUCAGCGGGGACCUGGCGCGCGUCCGUUCCCUGCUUUUCCCGUCGCCGGGGCGAGUGCGUCAACUUCUGGGCACCCUGGCGCCGGCUACGGGGGCGGGGGUAGCGCCUCAUCGACGCCUUCCCACUCCUCGUCUCUUUCGUCCUUCUCGAAUCGAAGGUUCCCCCCCGCGGGGCCUGCCGCAGCUUCCGCGGGCGGCCACGCGCCGGGCGCUGCAGGCGCGCCUGCGGGUGGAGCCCCGGGUUGGCGAAAGAGUCCGUUUCUGUUCCGCAGCAUGAAUGUCGUCGACCCCCUCCACAACGGGAACAACCUGGCGCGGAGCGUGAGCGAGACGGCCUUCUACCGCCUCUUGCAUGCGAUGAAAAAGGGCUUGCAGGCGCUCACGCACAUUCUCGCGACCGGCGACGCGGCGCGGUUCCGGACGCUGUUCUUGCCGAACUCGUACCAGCUGUUGGACCGCAUAAAGUCGCCGGAUGUUGCGUAUCCUGUUCUUCGCCCGCUGAUCCUGUUUCCUCUGUCCUCGCCGUCUCUCGGCAGGCCCGCGCUCGCUCUGUCCCACCCCCGUCUUCCGCUCGCGUCGCCCCGCCCCGACCUUCACCACCCGCCUGGCCAGGCGGCUUCGCCGUUCGCCUAUCCGUCUUCUCUCCAAAAGCACGCCGUGGCCGCUCCAGGGGGCGGCGGGGUGGAGGCGGAGAAGAAGCGCGACCUCGCGCACCCCCCCGGGUGCGCGUCUGCUCCGGCGUCCACGUAUCCGCCGUCCGUCGCGUCCUCGGGGGACUCUGACUGCCUGUGCCGCUGCCACUCCCACGCGGGGCGCCGAGCGGGAGCGCGGAAGGGAGAGAAAGACGUUUUCUCGCCGCGAGAGCGUCCCGAGAAGGCGAGCUCGUACUCCGACGUAGAACGCGACGCGCGCGGAGACCCCAAGCCAAACAGAGAGCGGCGGCGAUCUCUCAGUCGCUCGGCGCCUCAGAGUCGGAGGUCUCCGCUCCUGGCACCUUCCGCAGCGUUGCCUGCGAUGGCGCGCGAUGCGGCCGCCGAGGAGCGCAGCAGAUGGCGUGGCGCGCGAGACGCGGGCGGGGCGAAGGCGGAGACGGGAAAGGAACCAGCUUCGCGGCAGGAUGGAGUCGCAGAGAGCGAGACACGGGGCGAGACGGGAGAGAACGGAGGACCGGGGGACUGCGCCCUGGCAGAGGAAACAGGAAGCCGCUCUGUCCUUCCGCGGGUCCGGAACCAAGACGCAUGCGAGGCGAGGGCAAACGCACCUUUCCCGGUUUCGAAGGACAGUGGCGGGGCCGAGGAGCGCAGGCGUCCGCGCAGUUCUUCCUUGGGCUCGGCAACGGGAGACCAGCCGGGGAGUUCGCCACGCAAAGCCCAGCGCCUAGAAGGACAGCCAGAGACAGGCGGGCUGUGUGGGGGGAGCGGUGGUGCGGGCGCAUCUCCUCGCGGCUCGGCGGUGUCUCCGAAGGAAGAGGAAGGAGUCCUCGACUCCGAUCCGCAUGCGUCGUCGGCAGGGCAAGGUCGCGACGCCGGCGCGGGCUCGAGCUCCGAGGAGGAUGACUCGGACAAUCGGUUGUACGACGCACUGCUGGAGGAAGAGAAACUGUCCGAUCCGUUGACGCUCGGGGACCUCGAGGCUGCGAGUCUCCUGGAUCUGUGUCAGCUGCUGCGUCAACCGAAUUCGCUGCAUGCGCAUCUUGUCCAUGCCGCCGCGCUUCCUCCCCCGUCCGCGUCUCCCGCGUGUGAGGCGUCUGCCGCGUCGACCGCCCCGGCCCCGGAUGCAGGCGCUGGCAACGCAGCGGAGUCUCGCGGCCACCAGGGGGCUCCGGCGGUUUCUGGCGAGACUGCGGUCGGGACGCGAGGCGACGAAGUCCUGGGAGACAUCUGCGGGUUGGGAGUCGAAGUCUGGAGACGGCGCCUCGAAGAGAUCGCCGGGUUCUUGAACGGAGACACGCCCCGUUUGGGCCACAAACGAGCCGAGGACGGCGACGGUGCACCAGGGAAACCGAAGCGGAAGACGCGGAGCGCCUGCGAGGCCGAACAGGCGCACGCGGACGGCGUGGGGGCUAGUGAUGUGGAAGAGGCUCUGAGCAAGAUGGGCGUCGACGAAACAGAGAAGAGCGAACGCGGCGACACCUCACUGCCGCCGCAUGCGGCGAGGCAAUCGAAUCGACCGGCCGGGGCUUCUGCGUCGGCGCCUGGAGAAUCGGGCGGCGAACACGAGCAGAGAGUGGGGGCCAGCGGUCGUGAAGGCGCGAGCCCGACCGCGGGAAACGGGGACGACCGCGGACGGAACGGACGGCAGCGGCGCAAGGACAGUUGUGAGCCGACUUCGUCUCCGCCCGCUGCCUCUUGGCAAGAGUCGCCAGCUUCCGCUGCCUGUGCCGGGUCGAAACUUCGGCCUCGUCUCCAUCUUCUUCUGCCUCUCUGCUCGCCACGCGUCUUCCCUUUCGGGCCUCAUGCGUCUUCGCCUCCGUCGCCCGGUUCGGCCCGGACCCACUCCGCGCCCAGCUCGGAGUCUUCCCUUUUAGGCUCGCGGCACUCGCUGCCGCACCCGCGCGAGGGGUCGGACAUCUGCAGCCUCACGGGACUGUCAGCAGGCUCUUCGUGCCCAGGCGGCGCCUCUGGUGACUCCGCAGCCUGCGGGAGCGGCACAGCUGCGACGGCUGCAGGCUUGCCUUCGCGGCACGCGAGCGCGCCAGGGGCGUUUCCCACCUCUGUCCUUGGGGGACAGGGCGUGAUGAACCCCACAGGGUCUGCUGGGGGCGCGUCGACUCCGUUCGGGGCCUCGUCUUCUCGCCCCGGUCCUGCGCCGUUGCCAGUGCCCGCGGCGUACGCCUCCGGGAGCGGCAUCUACGGAUCCUCACAGUUUGUAGGUUCGGCUGCCGGAAAUGUCCACUCUCACGGCCCGCGCCGCGCGCACGGCGCGGCGAUCCUCUACAGUGGAGGCGGCCUGGCCUUGACUGGGACUGCUCUAGGCGACUCUCUGGCGCCAGCGGGGGGCGGCGUCGGCGCAGGCGCGUCGGGGGCUCCCGGCGCGACCUUCCGCCCGGCGCCCGUCCCGCAGCGCCCGCCCCAAGGCGCCCAUUCGCUCGUCUCGGGGCCUGGAGGGCGUCCGCGACGGCGGAGCAUGACCAGCGCGUUGCAGAGUGCGGUUGGAGAAGACGCAGCUGCGGCGCGCGGCUCUCACACGGGCCGAAGUGAGACGAGUGCCUCCAGGUGGAACGUGUCUCAAGCGGGGAUGAUCAGUGCGCCCGGCUCCGUCUUGGCUGCGGCGCCUCCGCUCGUGCUGCGCCCUCAAGGGGCGAGUUCCGGCGGCGAGAGCGGCAGGCUCCUUUCUUCCGAGAGCCGCAGCAGCUCGAGGCAGAAAGCGUCGCCCUCAGGCGACAAGGGCGGUUCUGGAGGGGCCGACAAAGGUUCCCUCGCGAUGGCGAGUGUCCCGCCUCCGGGCGCUCUGCAGGUGCCCGCCGCGAUCCGGCAGCAGGGCGCGGCGCAGGACGGCAGCGGGUUGGGCGACUCGAGGACAGAGACACGGGGAUUUGCGACUGGGAUGUCUGCAAACUCGGAUGGGUCCGCUAACGACGGGUCCGAAUCGGUAUCUGGAAGUCCGGCGCCUUUCGCACCCGCCCUCGUGGCUUCUGCCGGGGCGGAGGGUGGAGACGGCGAUGCCUGGCCCGCCAUGGUGCGCAGUGCCUUGGGAGAGAUCAGCCUCGCAGCCUCGCGCUCCAGAGCCUCGUCGGUCCUCAGCAGCGAGCAAGGCAACGCGGCCACCGGCUUCCGCGGCAGGUCGUGGGCGUCCGUGGCGCAUGCUGCGGCGCGUUUGUCGAGUGCGGAUCUCCGUGAUCCGUCGGCGGGGACGUCGGGGCCAAGCGGAGGCUGCCUAGCCUCCGCAAAAGCGAACGAGAGCCGCUUCAAGCGGAGCAGCAGUCUCGCGGGGGUGGGUGGAGCCCGCGAGCAGAGGGACAAACCCGGUGGGGGGAGGGCGUUGCCGUCCCUUGUGCCCGGGGCCUCCCAGACUGUUUCCGACGCCGGACCCCGGGGCAGUGCAGAUGCCCGAGAAAGGCCGCAUCGAGGCAGCGAAGAAAGAAGUGAAGUUGUGGCAGAAAAGAGCUGCGUGGCGAAUGGCGGCAGCGGUCCGUCUUUGACGGGUCCUCAGGCGGGGACAUAUCUUCACUCGGCGGCCGCCUCGGGUGCACGUGAGUGGAGUGACGCGGGAGGGCGCCUCUCUCGCGACGAUGGGCACUUUUCUGGCGUACACCUCAAGGCGGACGGCACGACCCGUGCCGAAGUGUCUCCGCGAAGCGGCAGAGCCCGACAAGCCCAGGAGACAACUUGGAGCAGCGUCUGUACGCCAAGAGCCGCUCCUGUGGCCCAAAGCGACUGUGGACUCCGGCGCGACGCGGGGCGCUCUUCCGGGCAAACUCGGGGCGACUCCGACGUGGCGACGCAGGAUCCCCCGCGGUCUCAGUCGGUGCCUUCUCACUCUGCUGCCCGCGCGUCGAGUGCCGACGACGGAGAGCCGACAGCAGAGGCUGCGCAUGCGGCUUCAACUCGCGGGACGAAUGCAGUCGGCGUGCCGGGGGCUGGGGACCGACAGGGUGGCGUUUCGGCCGGUCCUCCGAAAGCGCCGUCCACGUCGAAGCGUUCCACGCAUGCAGGCGACGCCGGGGGCGGCGUCUGGCCCUCGGCCUCGGCGGAUGUCUCGCCCAGCCACGCGCAGGGUUUUGGCCGACUCGACGCUCCACAGGCGCCAGACUUCAGCCCAGACGACACCGUCUCGUGGCCGUUUCUGCCUUGUGUCCAGCUCUCGCCUUCGCUCAGACAGGGACGCCGCAGCAGCCUCGGCAACGCGCAGGACAGGCGUGGCCAGGCGAGCACUGAAAAAGGCCGGCCGCAACGAGCGCCUGCGUGGGUCGUGCCGGUGCAAUUGCCUUCGCCGAUUCACAAGACGCGUGAGGUUCCGGCGUGCUCGUGGGGAUUCGAGCCGUCUCCGGUGUCGGUCGCCCCCGUGCUGCCAGGACGAGCGGGGGAGGGACGGAACGCCUUGAUGCCUGGGCAGGAGCUGGCGAGUUCCCACGAGCCGCGGGGGCAUCGGCGGCGAUCCUGCGAUGAGUCAGCUUUGGCCGCGGAGGCAAGUCUAGGAAAAAGCGGGCGGCGCGGCACAGCGGAAGAGACCGACCGGAUGCGAAGUGUGGUCACUCCGGUGUGCGUCCCACCUGCGGGUCGGGCGCGAGACGGCGUUGAGGGCGGACGCAGGGAGGCCUGCAGGCGCCGCAGCGAGGGUGCAAAUGCGGAGGCUGCGUGGACACGCGAGACAGAGGAGACAGCGGGUCUUCGGAAUAAAACUGAGCAAGGCAGUUCAGUGGCCGGGGAGGCGAACCCGAACGCGAGUCCGUGGAUGCCAAACAGCGGUGUCGUCCGGGAGGGAGUGAACAAGAUGCCCACCGGCUCGGGUUCAGGGCCCGGAGUGGAGGAAUCCGCGUCGGUCGCUCCCGUGAUUCUUCCUUCCCGAUUCUCCGCGGGCCUCUCCGCUCCAGCGCCUGUCUCGAUCGGCGCCUCCACUGCUCUCCACGGAGCUCCCUCUUUCGCCGCAGUCGCGGCCGGUGCUUCGACGGGCGGCGGGUCGGGCAGGAAGCAGGGGAGCCCAACUAGCCCCGGUGUCGGUCGCAGUCGGAGCAGCACGGCUCUAGCAGGUAUGUCCUUACCAGAGGUGGAGAAAGGCGCAAAGCCCAAACAGCCUGCCGGAGGCCACAGUGGCGGGGAGCCUGGAGAGCGGGAGGUUCGUGGAGAGCCAGGGAAAACCGCGGCAGGUCGAGAGGAGGGAGACCGAUCCGGAUUUGCCCCUGGUCGCGGAGGAAAGGCAAAUGCCCCCCAGGUGCCGGGUUUCGAGAUCGGGGAAACCCAGUUGUCUGCUGUCUCCUGUGCGGCCGGGACGUCUCCAGGUUUCCUUGAGAAGCCUUCAUCAGGUAGCCGUCGCCCGUCUGUCUCGGUUGAGAGCCCGUUGCUGUCCUCCGAUACCUCGUUUCCCGUCCCAGUGUCUCCUUUUUCUGCGGCGCCGUCCCGAGGCUCGGCCGUCGCCUCUGCCGCGCAGGCGCCUGCCCGGAACUGGGCUGCAGUCGUCGUGAGUCCGCCGAAAACGGCCGCGUCGAAAGGCUCCCAGGCCGGGCCGGGCAGAGACGCGGUCGCGUCUCCGUCUUCGGCCGCGGCUGCAUCAUCGCCUGCCGCUGCCGCUGCCGCCCAAAGAAGCAAAGCAAACAGUGACGCGGUCAGUCCCGCGAAGAGGGGGACUCACCGCGAAGAGGGAUCGUUGGGCUCCAAGCCGUGGUCCGAAAUCGUGGCUCUUGCUGAAGCCGGGCGCGACACGUCCUUCGCCUCCACAGGGCCCAAGGCAACCGGCAAGGCGCCUGUCUCCACUCUGGCCCAGCAGGAGGCGUCGUCGGAGCAUCCGACCGCGGAAGAAGGGAAAGACACAGAGGGUGAGAAAGGAAGAGGCGAGGACGGCGAGAAGGCGGACCAGCGACAGGAUGCCCCGGCAGUCUCCAGCGACGCUACGGCUGGCGAGCCGCCUUCCAAGCCUCUGUUGCUUCUUUUUUCGGAGGCGCUGAGGAAAUCGCUACCCGGCACCUGCGUCUCCGAGCGCGACGAGGGCAUGCCGCGCAGAGCGUCCCGUGGAGACAGCUCUGAAGAUCCUACAACUUUCGCGUUUUCUCCGAAACGUCUCUCGUUUCUCUCGGGCUCGUCGCUGAGUGAAAAUCCGGCGUCUCCGAGGGACGAGAAAAAGUCGAGGCCAAAGGCCACGCGCGACUCACCCAGUUCCCCCCUUCGCCGGUUUUCUCGCAGUGCCGCUGACGCCGAGACUAAAGGCGACGAUCACCUCCGCAAAAGCAGUGUCUUGCAGUCGUCAACUUCUUCGUCUCCCUCGUCCCGGUCUGCCGUUCGUCGAGAGGAAGAGGAAGAGCGAGGCAACUGGCGGGGAAAGAAUCACGCCGAAGACAGGCGGAGCAGCCAGGGCGAGAGAGCCGCGCGAACGGUUUCUCCAAGAGAGUGCGAAGGGCGAAAGGGUUCAGGAGACGGCGACAGUGAAGCGCCGUCCACGCCGUCCCGGCACUCCGCAGCCUUCGGGAAGGCAGCCUUUCAUAGUCCGACUCGGAAGGCAGAUCGCAGCCUCGAUUGGGGGCGAAGUGAUGACGUCGAUCCCCCGCAUUCCUUCUCGCGAAAGGCCUUCUUCUCGGCGAGGACCAGAGGCGUAGAGGAGGACGUGAACUGGCGAAGCACACCAGCUACGCCUGGGAGCUCACGUGGAGGUGCCGUGUCAUUCGCGGGUAGCGAUGGGAGACGCAUGCUGACCGACCGGAGUCCAACGGUGGCCGCGGCCCACACAAGCCCGUUCGGCUCCGACGAGGCAGAGGCGGGGACUGCCAGGCGCGGCGAGGACAGUCGACGCUGUGGAGACUCGCGGCGCUGCGCCACGUUCGCCAGUCUCCUGUCUCAGGUCAACAACAGACGCCCCAGUGGUGCCGCGGCGGGCCAGCGAGGCCGAGAAGCACAUGACGAGACCAAGAAGGAGAGCGGGAAAGCAGACGCAGUGUCGUCAGUCGGGGCUCAACAGGGCCGGCUCGUGCGCGGGGCGUGGACCAGAGAAGCGUUGUUUCAAAGGCCGGAAGUCCUCUCAGCGAUGACCCCCGAAGAAAGGCAAAUCGAACUCGAACAAAGCAAACAGCAACUCGCGGAGCUACAGGAAAGCCUCAUGUGGAAGACUGCCACAAGCAAACGGGACAAGAAAAAGGCCUCGGCGACAAACAGACGCGUCGAACGACAACUCGCUUCGCUCGAAUCGCUUAUCGGGAUCCUUUCCUCCAUGGGGGCUUCAACUGGCGGUGAAGCUGCGGGAAAAAUCAACGAAGUCCCAGCGACGGUCUCUUCCCCACCGACGUCGUCUCAUUGA